This is a messenger RNA of Ilex paraguariensis (yerba mate), 1529 nucleotides long. The record is from the annotation of a GenBank genome assembly. NCBI's taxonomy places the organism in Eukaryota, Viridiplantae, Streptophyta, Magnoliopsida, Aquifoliales, Aquifoliaceae.
AUGCCGGUGACGGACAACCAAGGUUCGUUCCUGAACCGAAUAAGCAUUCGCCGGAAUCAGGUAGUCUCCAUGGACGGCAAUCACGAGCAAGAGCUCGAAGAUAUCGAACUCUUCCAAAAACACAUCGUCGAACGCUUUUCCGAUCUCCUACCCUCCUCCACCCCCCACACUGACGCCGAUCCUUCUGUAGACUCCACCAUAUCCGAUACCCUCCUUUCCAUUUCAUGGUUCCGCAAACUCCUAGAUGCGUUUCUCUGCUGUGAAGCGGAGUUCAAGGCCGUCCUCAUCAUGGGUCGCGACCCAUCGCAGUUUUCGAAGCCCCCUCUCGAUCGUCUAAUCCCUGAACUCCUCGACCGUACCAUCAAAGCCCUCGAUGUCUGCAAUGCCAUUACUCACGGCGUUGAACUUGUCCGUCAGUGGCAAAAGCUGGCCCAAAUCGUCGUAUCGUCCUUUGAUCAACAACCAAUCGGAGAAGGCCAAGUCCGACGCGCCAAAAAAGCCUUGAACACAUUACUCACCUCCAUGAUGUUCGAUGAUAGAGAGAGCUCCCAUGGUAAGUCGACGGAGCGAACUUGGUCGUUUGGGCGGCGAGGUGGUGGCGCCGCCGUGAAUUUGAAAGAUCGUGCGGUCGGAAAUUUCCGGCCAUUGUCGUUGUCAGUGGCUAAAUCUUGGUCCGCCGCUAAACAGAUUCAGGCGAUUUCAGCCAAUUUGGUGGCUCCACGUGGAGGUGAGGCUACCGGGUUAGCUUUGCCGGUUUAUACUAUGAGCACUGUGUUGGUGUUUGUGAUGUGGGCUUUGGUGGCGGCGAUUCCUUGUCAGGAACGAAUUGGGCUGGCGACCCAUUUUCCGGUGCCGAGACAAUUGAGCUGGGCCCAGGCGGUGAUUGGACUGCAGGAGAAGAUAGGGGAGGAGUGGAAGAAGAAGGAGAAGAGAGGGACAGCAGGGUUGUUGGAGGAGGUGCAUAGGAUGGAGAAGGUGGCAGUGUCGUUGUCGGAUUUUACGGAGGUGUUUCAGUUUCCGGUGGAGGCGGAGAAGGCUGACGAGGUGGCGGUGCUGGUGGCGGAAUUGGCGGAGAUUUGUUCUAAGAUGGAGGAAGGGUUAGUGCCACUCCAGCAACAGGUUAGGGAGGUGUUUCAUAGGAUUGUGAGGAGCAGGGCUGAGGUUCUUGAUGUAGUUGAUCAAGUUGGUAAGUUAUCAACACCAGUUCCAUAUUGAGACUCCAAAAGAUACAUGAAUUUAGAUUGCAGUUGUAAUUGUCCAAACAAUGUUGUUUGUCCCAUUUAGAUCAAUGGGUCUGAAUUUUUUCUCCCUUUUUGUUAUUGGUUUUUCCUGCCCUUUUUUAGAACAGUUCCAAAUCUUGAAGGGGUAGAGAAUUUUUUUAUUUUCAAUUUGUGGGGGAUAUUGUUAUGAUACCAGGUUUAAUGCAUCCGCUGCAUAAACCAACACAUUAUGGGUCUCUUUUUAGGGGGUAUGGUUCAGGCUGUAACCUGUUGAUGAAGCAUUCACUGGUUUCUGUGAAAUGUGCUCUC